Arabis nemorensis is the source of this 2454-nucleotide messenger RNA. Lineage: Eukaryota; Viridiplantae; Streptophyta; Magnoliopsida; Brassicales; Brassicaceae. The record is from the annotation of a GenBank genome assembly.
AUGCUUGAGUACCGGUGCAGCUCCGUUGAUUGGAAGCCAUCCCCUGUGGUAGCCCUAGCUAACAGCGUCGACAACUCUCAGGUCGCCGCGGCUCGCGAGGACGGUUCUCUUGAAAUCUGGCUCGUUUCCCCCGGCGCCGUCGGAUGGCACUGUCAACUCACCAUUCAUGGAGAUCCAAAUUCCAGAAUCUCGUCCCUUGCGUGGUGCCGUGCUGGUUCUAAUGGGCUGCCUUCUGGUCGGCUAUUUUCUUCGAGCAUAGAUGGCACUAUUUCUGAGUGGGAUCUUUUCGACUUGAAGCAGGAGAUUGUGCUCGAGUCAAUUGGAAUCUCAAUCUGGCAAAUGGCUGUAGCUCCCACUAUUGUUCCCUCCAUUGAUGCAAAAGGUAAUUCUCUGCGGUUGGAGAAUGGAUGCCCAAGUGAUAAAGAGGAAGAAAAUGGGAGUGAGUAUGAUACUGACUCGGAAGGGUUUCAUGAACAAGCAGAGGCAACAGAUAGGCUUCUUGCAGCUGCUUGUGAUGAUGGUUGUGUGCGACUGUACCGCAUCUCUGACUUCAACAAGUUAACAUACUAUAGAUCAUUGCCUAGGGUCGGUGGACGUGCCUUGAGUGUGACAUGGAGUCCAGACGCACAGAGAAUCUUUUCGGGUAGCAGUGACGGGCUGAUCAGAUGCUGGGACGCUAAGUUCUUUCAUGAGGUAUACCGAAUUACAGUUGGCCUUGGAGGACUGGGAACUAGGUCUGAGAUCUGUGUUUGGUCACUCCUCUCUUUGAGGUGUGCAGUUCUUGUCAGUGGAGAUAGUGCAGGUAAUGUCCAGUUUUGGGAUAGCCAGCAUGGAACCCUUUUGGAAACACACUCGAAUCACAAAGGUGAUGUCAAUACUCUUGCAGCAGCCCCCAGCCAUAAUAGAGUCUUUUCUGCUGGUGCUGAUGGACAGGUUAUUCUCUAUAAGCUCUCUGGUGGUACAAAUGGUUCUCAAGAUAUGAAGACUUGUUUCUCUCAGAAAUGGGAUUAUAUUGGUUAUGUAAAGGCUCAUACGCAUGACAUCCGAGCUCUUACUGUUGCUAUACCAAUUAGUCGAGAAGAUCCCUUUCAUGAUGAUAAAGUGUCAGAUAGAAGUGUGCAUGGAAUAAGUCGUAAACAUCGUAGAAAAGAGAAACGGGUUAACUUUACUUACCAUAAAUGGGCUCAGUUGGGUGUUCCGAUGCUCAUUUCUGCUGGUGAUGAUGCGAAGCUUUUUGCUUAUUCAAUUCAGGAGUUUACUAAGUUCUCCCCACAUGAUAUAUGUCCUGCGCCUCAGAGAGUACCCAUGCAAAUGGUACAUAAUUCUGUGUUCAAUCAGACUUCUCUUCUUCUGGUUCAGGGUAUUUGUACUUUAGAUAUUCUUCGACUUCACGUAAGCAGUGAUUCUAGUGGACGUGCCUCAACAAAGCCAUUGGUUUGUGUAAAAAGUAGAGAUGCCAGGAAGAUCAUAUGCAGUGCAAUUUCUAACACAGGAUCACUUUUUGCAUAUUCUGACCAAAUUGGUCCCAGUCUGUUUGAGUUGAGGAGAAGUGAAUUUGCAAAGAGUCCAUGGAGUGUCAGUAGAAGGAGGCUGCCCGUACUUCCAUUUGCACAUUCCAUGGUUUUCAGUUCGGACUGCUCUCGGCUGAUAACAGCAGGGCAUGAUAGAAAGAUAUAUAGUAUCGACAUUAGUAGUAUGGAGCUUGUAUAUGCAUUCACACCAUGCCGGGAGGAGCAUGAAGGUGAAUCAUUACCUAGGGAGCCUCCCAUAACAAAAUUGUAUACUAGCUCAGAUGGUCAGUGGCUAGCUGCCAUCAAUUGCUUUGGGGACAUCUAUGUAUUCAACCUUGAAACACAAAGACAACACUGGUUCAUAUCAAGGCUUGAUGGUGCAUCAAUUGCAGCUGCGGGUUUUCAUCCCUGGAACAACAAUGUGCUUGUGAUCUCAACCUCUUCGAACCAGGUCUUUGCUUUUGAUGUGGAGGCUAGACAGCUGGGCAAGUGGUCAUUGUUACACACCUCUGUUCUGCCAAAGAGGUACCAAGAGUUUCCUGGGGAGGUCAUUGGGCUCUCAUUCUCCCCGUCGCCAGAUUCAUCGUCUGUAAUAGUUUACAGUUCAAGGGCAAAGUGUUUGAUCGACUUUGGGAAACCUGUGGAAGAAGAUGAAGAAAAUGAUUUACCUAACGGCGGACUUUCUGAAAUGCUAGAAGGUAAACUUGUCAACAUGGGCUUGAAAUUAGGAAUGGGUAAAACCCGGAAACGUCGGUUAGAUGAGUAUCAGUUGAGGAGUAAGAGUAGUGAGAGAAAGAACUUUGAAAUCUUACCCUCGAAGCACCCAGUUUUAUUUGUGGGUCACCUUUCUACAAAUUCGAUCAUCGUGAUAGAGAAACCAUGGAUGGAUGUUGUGAAGAGUUUGGAUACUCAACCAGUGGACAGACAUCUUUUUGGGACUUAA